ACAGGGUUACCAGUGAUCCUUUAAACAGGCAGGUGCCCCGCCAGUCCCAGCCCAAAGCUCACCGCCGCUGACUUUUUAACGUCCCAGGAGCAGCUCCUAUAAACUGUCAUGCAGCGGGUAACUCUGGUGAGUCAUGUUAACGGCGAUGGCCGCGGGUCGGUGGUAUAAAUAGAGCAUCAUCGCUGCAGAGGUGGGAAAACAACCUGGAUUAUCAGCUGUAACACACACCGCAGACUCACGCACGUGUUGAUGCGCGUUUAAUUUGGUUUUUGUUUCUCCAACUUUUAUCCAUAAAGAAGUGGAAUUUGUUUACAGCUGGAUUAAAACCUCCAACUUUAUUUCUUUUUUUAUUUCUUUCUUUCUUUCUUUCUUUUUAAUUCCUCCACUUGUUGAGUUGUGCUCCGCUCCGCUCUGGAGAUGUGGUGGAUGCUGUUUCCACGGUGGAUCUGGUUCCUGGCGUGCGUCUCCGUGUGGAUGGAGCUCCAGGUCGGAGUGUUGCCCCAGAUCACCUACUCCCACGCGGGGAUCUGCCCCAAUGACAUGAACCCCAACCUGUGGGUGGACGCCAUGAGCACCUGUACGCGAGAGUGUGAAACCGACCAGGAGUGUGAGACCUUCGAGAAGUGUUGCCAAAAUGUGUGUGGGAAUCGAAGCUGUGUUGCAGCCCGUUACGUGGACGGAAAGAAAGGCCCCGUGGGAAUGCCCAAGGAGGCCUCCUGUGCCAGUUUUAUGUGCACCCAGCAGGGGUCCGAGUGCGACAUCUGGGACGGCCAGCCGGUGUGCAAAUGCCGGGACCGCUGUGAGAGGGAGCCGCACUUCACCUGCGCCUCCGACGGCAUGACCUACUACAACAAGUGCUACAUGGAUGCGGAGGCGUGCUCCAAAGGCAUCACCCUGUCCGUCGUCACCUGCCGCUUCCACCUCACCUGGCCCAACACCAGCCCCUCGUUGCCCCAGGUGACCACUCUCCGCCCAACCACUGUUCCCCUUCAGGCGACCAUUCCGCCUUCUCAGCCGCCCGUUGCAGUCAGCAGCCCCGUUCACCAGACUGUAAAGGAGGGUAACACGGCCAGCUUCCUGUGCGACGUGAUUGGCCGCCCCCGGCCCGAGAUAACCUGGGAGAAGCAGCUGCCGGAGGGCAUGGAGAGGGUGAUAAUGAGGCCCAAUCACGUGCGAGGGAACAUGGUGGUCACUAACAUUGGUCAGCUGGUCAUCUACAACGCCCACCCGCACGAUUCAGGCGUCUACACCUGCAUGGCCAAGAACCCGUCCGGCUCAGUGAAGGUCAGCCACCCACUAACCGUGCUGCCCACAGUGCCGCCCAAAACCCCCGAGCCGAAGAACAUCACCCGCUGCCUGCCUGAUGAGUGCCUGAAACCCCCUGAUAGCCCUGAGGAUUGUGGGAGCGAGCUGGAGAAGGUCAGCUGGUACUAUGAACCCAAGACCAACAACUGCUUCUCCUUCACCCACUGCCACAGCAACAACAACAGCCAGCAUGCCAGGAAGGUCUUCGAGACAUAUGAGGACUGCAUGCAGUGCUGCGGUCCAGAGCUCUCAGGCCCUUGCGGACUCCCAAGCCUUCAAGGACCCUGCAAAGCCUACGAGCCUCGCUGGGCCUAUAGCAGCGCCCUGCGGCAGUGCCAGUCCUUCAUCUACGGAGGCUGUGAGGGCAACGAAAACAACUUUGAAUCUAAGGAAGCCUGCGAGGAGAUGUGCCCCUACCCAAAAAACCAACACUGCAAGUCCUGCAAGCCAAGAGGCAAGAUGGUGACGAGUUUCUGCCGGAGCGACUUCGUCAUCCUGGGUCGGAUGACAGAGCUCACAGAGGAGAAGGACUCGGGCCACGCCCUUGUGACCGUGGAGGAGAUCCUGAAGGACGAGAAGAUGGGGCUCCGCUUCUUCGGUAAGGAACCUCUGGAGGUCACCUUCCUCAACAUGGACUGGAAUUGCCCAUGCCCAAACAUCACAGGUGCUGCCGCCGAGGGACAGGUCAUCAUCAUGGGCAACGUCAACGACGGCAUGGCAGUCCUUCAGCCGGAGAGCUACGUGGGUGCUUCCAGCCCUCGCCGCGUACGGAAGCUGAGAGAAGUCAUCUCUAAGAACACGUGUGACAUUCUCAAAGCAAUCACUAACAGCCCUCAGUAGGGUUAGGGUCGUAAUCUGAACAUAAAGUUUAGAAAAAAUCUGACUCAACAGCAACAGGCUGUCAUCCUCUGAACAUUAAUUGUAAUAAUGUUUUGCCACAUUUAAUGGAUUUCUUUUUGUUUCUGAAAGUUCCUGAUUGGGAACCUUGUCUUGUAUGUACAGAAGUGUGUCUUCGUGUGGUCUGUUAUGGUGCGGUCAUUGGUGUUGUUGAUUGAAAUACCAUGUACGUGAACACAAGAGACAUCCAUCACGAUCCUCUUGUUACCUUUAAUCCCCCAGACUCCGUCGUUCCUCAUGCCCUCCAGCAGAAAUGGAGGUUGCAGACUUGCAGUGAAGCAUAAAACAGACACGAUUGAGUUUGAUUUUUAUGUACAUAAUUUUACUGUCACUGUUCUUUUGAUACUUUUAUUUGCCAGCAUUAUUUUUUUUCCCACUCCCUCCUGGCACUGUCAAUACCUGAGAGUACUUUAACUUCAUACAUUUACUCCAUACUGUAUUUCUCAACAGGGUAUUGCACAUACAGUAUGACAAAUUAAGUUUGAGUUUGGUUCAUCCAAAUAAAUGAGUUGUAAUAUAUUUUAUUUACCAGCACACUUCGUCACAAACUGUCUUACCACUUUUUAGCUAUUUAUUAUCAUAUAAGCUUUUCUUUUGUCUUGUUUUUAUACUUCACCUCCUCUGAAAAUAAGUGUCAUUUUGUAAUUUUGUGCAAAGAAAAUAAAGA
Lates calcarifer (barramundi perch) is the source of this 2869-nucleotide messenger RNA. RefSeq names its product WAP, Kazal, immunoglobulin, Kunitz and NTR domain-containing protein 2. The record is from RefSeq and is a predicted model, not a curated record. The transcript has 2 exons. Gene Ontology annotation, cellular component: extracellular region. Gene Ontology annotation, molecular function: serine-type endopeptidase inhibitor activity; protein binding. Lineage: Eukaryota; Metazoa; Chordata; Actinopteri; Centropomidae. Bases 418 to 2145 code for a protein of 575 amino acids.